AAGCUAAUUUGAAUUUCAAAUGGAUCAAUGGACAUGGUUUGUCUCUUAUGAUCAAGGUAAUCGAUUCGAAUCAUAUCAACAAAAACAAUAGCAAAAUGUUUCAUUCAUCUUAUCCUUUACAAUCAAAUUUAACAUCGCCGUCUACAAUUGUUUCAUCAGCUACAACAACAACGACGACAACCACAACAAUCAAUACGUUGUCCCCGUUAACCACUGGUAUUAAUCAUUCAUUACAAUCUUCAUCAACAUGUUCUACAUUUACGACAUCAACAAUAUCAACCAUUUCUUCCAUUAGCAAUAAUGGACAUCAAUCAUUGUCUUAUAGUCCAUCAUCGUCUUCAUCAUUAUAUCGAAAUAAUAAUAAACAACAUUCACAAACGCCACUAUCAAUAUCCACUGAUUCACAUCAUCAACAUACUUUGAUACCAAUCACAACACAAACAUCGUUGUUGUCAUCAUCAUCCUCAUCUACUACGACAUCAGCAGCCAUAUCUCAACAACAGGCUCCAAUGUCAUCGAUUCUGGAAAAUCAUCAUGAUGGGCAACAGGUGGUGAUAUCAUCUCAUCCUAACUCUUCUACACCAUUUUCGAUCAGUUCAAUGAUCAAUAUGAACAAUCCAACAUCAUCAUUAAUGAUGGAUUAUUCAUCAUCAUCGAAUGGUUUGAAUAUUUAUCAUCACAAUCAUAAUCAUGCACAGCAAAACAAUGUUUCUAAAGUAAAAUUAGCUUCACCAUUGCAGCCAUCAACAUCAACGACAACAUUAUUGAUACAUUCCCCUGCACAAUCAUCUUGUCCGUCAUUAGAUGUAUAUCAUCUAGGAACAACAGUUCCGGCUACAACGGCCACGUCAAUCAUGGUGAUAAAGGACAUAUUUCAAGCAUGUAGAAUUGGUGAUCUAAAUCGAUUGAAAAAAUUGAUAAAUUUGAAUAAUGUUAAUGUUCGUGAUCCAUCGGGUGGUGGACGAUCAACGCCGCUACAUUUUGCAUCUGGUUUUGGCCGUUUGGAUGUUGUUGAUUUUCUCAUACAACAAGGCGCAAAUAUUCAUGCCAAAGAUGAUGGUGGCCUAGUACCUUUACACAAUGCCUGUAGUUUUGGCCAUAUUGAAGUGGUUAAAUUAUUAUUGAAAAAUGGAGCUGAUCCGAAUGUCAAAGAUAAUUGGCAUUUCACACCAUUGAUGGAAGCUGCCAUCAAAGGUAAACUCGAAGUUUGUCUUUAUCUAUUACAAAAAGGAGCCGAUGCCCGUUUAACGAAUUCAGAGGGGAAAAAUGCGUUGGAAUUAGCCUCACCAUUAGUCAAACCCGUAUUAACAGGUGAUUUUCGUAAACAUGAACUUCUUGAAGCUGCCCGUAAUGGUUAUGAAGAAAAAGUAUUAUCAUUAUUGACACCUUUAAAUGUUAAUUGUCAUGCAUCUGAUGGACGACGUUCAACACCGCUUCAUUUGGCUGCCGGAUAUAACCGUCUAAAAAUUGUUCAAAUUUUACUUAAAAGUGGUGGUAAUGUUCAUGCUAAAGAUAAAGGUGGUCUAGUACCGUUACAUAAUGCUUGUAGUUAUGGACAUUUUGAAGUCUGUGAACUACUAAUCAAGCAUGGUGCAGAAGUGAAUGCAUCGGAUCAUUGGCAAUUUACACCGUUACAUGAAGCUGCCGCCAAAAUGCGAAUUGAAGUUUGUUCUUUAUUGUUAGCCCAUGGUGCCGAUCCUACAUUGGUCAAUUGUCAUAAUAAAUCUGUGUUGGACAUUUGUCCUACACCAGAUCUUCAGGACCAUAUUAUGAAAGAAUAUCGAGGUCAUCAAUUUUUGGAUGCAAUUAUAAGUGCUACUGAUAUUUCAAAAUUGAAAAAAUUUAUCAAUGCUGAAACUAUUCAAUUUAAACAUCCUUUCACUGGCAAUACAGCAUUACAUAUAGCCGUAUCGCUCAAUUGUUCAAUCACUAAUCCACAAAUGACACCAAAACUUCGCAAACAAAUUAUCGAUCUACUCAUACGUAAAUCACCCGGAAUGGUUAAUGAAAAAAAUGGACAAUUUUUAACUCCAUUGCAUUUGGCUUCAGAUCGUGGCCAUACUGAUCUAAUGGAAGUGUUAUUGAAACAUGGUGCCAAAAUUAAUGCUGUCGAUUCAUUAGGACAAACAGCUUUACAUCGUGCUUCGCGAAAUGGACAGCUUAGUUCGGUACAGACAUUACUAUCAUAUGGAGCUGAUUUAAUGUUGGUCAAUAUACAUGGUUUAACUGCUGAACAAAUGGCCGCUACUGAACAGGUACAGAAAUUGAUCGCUUCACAUAGGUUGACAUCUCGUGGCAACCCUGAACAUCAACUACUUGAAGCAGCGCGACAAGGAGAAUUAGAUUUAGUACGAACAAUACUUUCAAAAUAUCCGCAUCUGGUUAAUUGUCGUGAUAUUGAUGGUCGACAAUCAACUCCGUUACAUUUUGCUGCAGGUUAUAAUCGAAUUGAUGUUGUUGAAUAUCUUCUUGAACAUGGUGCAAAUGUUCGAGCCAAAGAUAAAGGUGGUCUUGUACCAUUGCAUAAUGCAUGUAGUUAUGGACACUUUGAAGUUGCUGAAUUAUUACUGAAAAAAGGUGCCAAUGUUAAUGCUACCGAUUUAUGGAAAUAUACAGCCCUACAUGAAGCUGCAUCGAAAGGAAAGAUUGACAUUGUCAAAUUAUUAUUGAGACAUGGCGCCGAUGUAACAAAGAAAAAUCGUGAUGGCGACACUCCAUUAGAUUUAGUCAAGCCGGAUGAUGUAGAAAUUUCCGAUCUCUUAUUAGGCAAUGUUGCCAUUUUAGAUGCAGCUAAAAAAGGUGAAUUAGGACGAUUGAUGCGAUUAGUUUCGGCUGAAAAUGUAAACUGUCGUGAUAGUCAAGGUAGAAAUUCAACACCAUUACAUUUAGCCGCUGGUUAUAAUAAUUUUGAAGUCACCGAAUUUCUAUUGGAUAAAGGUGCCGAUGUGAAUGCGCCUGAUAAAGGUGGAUUAAUUCCAUUACAUAAUGCAGCAAGCUAUGGUCAUUUAGAUAUCGCUGCUUUAUUGAUCAAACAUGAUACUAACGUUAAUGCUACUGAUAGAUGGGGAUUUACACCAUUACAUGAAGCAGCACAAAAAGGUCGUACGCAACUUUGUGCACUUUUAUUGGCUCACGGUGCUGAUCCUACGAUGAAGAAUUAUGAGGGUCAAACAGCGUUAGAUCUAGCAUCGGCAGAAGAUGUCAAAUGUUUAUUAAUGGAUGCUCAACUCGAACCACCAAUGUAUUCAACAUCAUCGGGAAUUGCUACAGCCACUUCUUCUAGUAAUACAAUAACUUCGACAACGAAUCAAAUUUCAACGACAUCUCAACCAUCAUCUGAGCAACAGAUAACAACAGGAACAAUCAUAAGUACUACCGAUCAGAACCAAUCCAUUGCGAAUCAUCAAUCACAAACAGAAUCUUCUUCGUCGACAAUUCAGCAACCAGAUUUAAUGCAACAAUUAAUUCGACAGAUUAUGAUAAUUGUUGGCAAUAAUCCAAAUGUGAUCAAUUCUUCUGGUGAUACUGUGACCAGUACUAUUAACGACCCCCUUUCUUCGCUAUCUAUUCAAUCAAACGAAUCAUUUAUAGAUGGGUCAUUACAAUUAUUACAGUCUUCAAUAUCAGCUGAAUCAUCAUCAAAACAAACAAUUCAAUUGAAUAAUGAAUCCGUCCCAUCAUCACUUGCGUUGCUUCUUUCGCAACGAAAUGCCGAUAAUGUGAAUGGAAAUCGAUGUCCUGAAAAUGUUCUUGCAAACAAUAAUACUGAUAAUGAUAAAACUAUUGAUUAUAAAUCGAUUAUCGAUGAUACUUCUGCCGAUAAUAUAUCGAAAAUAAAUCCACAACCUGGUGAUGGUUCAUCUGAUGUCACUCAAACGAUUCAAACAAAUUCAUCACAAUCAAUUAACCAACAUUCAACUCAUCCAACGAUUUUAGCUAAUAACAGCGAUAACGUUUCUGUUUCAAAUAAUAAUGGCAACAAUAAUAAUAAGCUAACAAAUUAUUUGCCGGUUUCAAACAUACCAUCUAGUGUAACUGUGCCAAUGUUUUUAUCAACAUUGGGUUUAGAUUUUAUAACUCCAAUAUUGAUGCGUGAACAUAUUACGAUGGAUAUUUUAGCUGAAAUGGGUCAUGAAGAAUUGAAAGCAAUCGGUGUAUCUGCUUAUGGCCAUCGACAUCGUAUAUUGAAAGGUAUCGAAAAAUUAUUGAUUUCAUCAUCAACAUUAUACGAUACGAUCGAUGGUUCCGGAUUGGUUGUACGUGCCAAUAAUCAACUAGAACCAUUGAAACAAGCAUUAAAUGGCAAUCAAUUUUUAGGAACUACCAUUACAAAUGCUAAUGCUAUAACUGUGAUGACAUCAACUGGAGCUGUUGUACCAUUACCAUCAGCACCAUCAUUCGCUACUACAAAUAAUAGUUUUCAAUCAUUUUUGAGUAGUAAAAGUUCAGGUUCAUUAUCAUUAUCUUCCACACCGGGAAUAUCAAUGAUUCAUACGACAACAUUUUUGAUUCAAUUAUCAUCGGAUGAUCGUGAAUAUCGUGCCGUUGAAGAUGAAAUGCAAUCAACUAUUCGAGAACAUAAAGAUGGUGGUCAAGCUGGGGGUGUAUUUACUCGUUAUCAAAUUAUUCGUAUACAGAAAAUGAUCAAUCUUAAAUUAUGGCAACGGUAUCUUCAUCGUCGUCAAGAAAUUCUUGAAGAAAAUCACGGAUUUGCCAAUGAAAGAAUGCUGUUCCAUGGAUCUCCAUUCAUUAAUUCUAUAGUACAAAAAGGAUUCGAUGAACGUCAUGCCUACAUUGGGGGAAUGUUUGGUGCUGGAAUUUAUUUUGCUGAAAAUAGUUCUAAAUCUAAUCAAUAUGUUUACGGUAUUUGUGGUGGCAGUGGAUGCCCAAUGCACAAAGAUCGUUCCUGUUAUCAAUGUAAACGGCAGAUGCUAUUGUGCCGUACAGCAUUAGGAAAAUCAUUUUUUCAAUUCAGUGCAUUGAAAAUGGCACAUGCACCGCCUGGACAUCAUUCAAUUAUCGGACGUCCAAGUGGUGGUGGUCUAUCAUUUCCAGAAUAUGUCAUUUAUCGUGGCGAACAAGCAUAUCCAGAAUACAUCAUCACUUAUCAGAUCAUAAAACCGGGAUCAUCUUCAAGCACAUCUGACUGAAAUUAUAAUUUGAUCAAUGACAUUGUUCUUCAAUAGGUUCUUCAACAAACCUAUUUUUAAAUGGAAUUAAACAGGAUUUUAUUAUGCAAAAUUUAUUGAAUU
Dermatophagoides pteronyssinus (European house dust mite) is the source of this 5252-nucleotide messenger RNA. RefSeq names its product tankyrase (gene Tnks). The record is from RefSeq and is a predicted model, not a curated record. Lineage: Eukaryota; Metazoa; Arthropoda; Arachnida; Sarcoptiformes; Pyroglyphidae. Gene Ontology annotation, molecular function: NAD+ poly-ADP-ribosyltransferase activity; protein binding.